AUGGUUCUUCAGGAUCUCGGACGCCGCAUCAAUGCGGCCGUGUCAGAUUUGACACGGGCGCCAAAUAUCGACGAGAAGGCCUUCGACUCGAUGCUCAAGGAGAUUGGCAAUGCCCUCGUCGAAGCAGACGUCAACGUCAAGCUUGUCGCCCAGCUGCGCAAAUCCAUCAAGUCCACCGUCAACUUCAAGGAGCUGCCGCCCGCCGUCAACAAGAAACGCCUCAUCCAAAAGACCGUCUUCGACGAGCUCGUCCGCCUCGUCGACCCCCAUGCCGAGCCCUUCAAGCCGAAAAAGGGCAAGACCAACGUCAUCAUGUUUGUGGGUUUGCAGGGCGCCGGCAAGACCACGUCCUGCACAAAACUCGCCCGCCACUACCAGAGCCGCGGCUUCAAGGCCUGUCUCGUCUGUGCCGACACCUUCCGCGCCGGUGCGUUUGACCAGCUGCGCCAAAACGCCACCAAGGCCAAGAUCCCCUACUACGGCUCUCUCACCGAGACGGACCCCGCCGUCGUCGCGCGCGACGGCGUCGACAAGUUCAAGAAGGAGCGCUUCGAGGUCAUUAUUGUCGAUACGUCCGGCCGCCACCGGCAGGAGUCGGCCCUGUUCCAGGAGAUGAUGGACAUCCAGGAGGCCGUCAAGCCCGACGAGACCAUCAUGGUGCUCGACGCCACCAUUGGCCAGCAGGCCGAGGCGCAGGCCAAGGCCUUCAAGGAGGCGGCCGAUUUCGGCGCCAUCAUCAUCACCAAGACCGACGGCCACGCCAAGGGCGGCGGCGCCAUCUCGGCCGUUGCUGCGACGCACACGCCCAUUGUGUUUCUGGGCACGGGCGAGCACAUGCUCGACCUCGAGCGGUUCGCGCCCCAGCAGUUUGUGCAGAAGCUGCUGGGCAUGGGCGACAUGGCGGGCCUCGUCGAGCACGUGCAGUCGCUCAAGCUCGACCAAAAGGACACCAUCAAGCACAUCACCGAGGGCAUCUUCACGGUGCGUGACCUGCGCGACCAGCUGUCCAACAUUAUGAAGAUGGGGCCCCUGUCCAAGAUGGCCGGCAUGAUCCCCGGCAUGAGCAACAUGAUGUCCGGUAUGGACGACGAGGAGGGCAGCGCCAAGCUGAAGCGCAUGAUUUACAUUUGCGACUCCAUGACCGACAAGGAGCUCGACUCGGACGGCAAGCUCUUCCUCGACCAGCCGAGCCGCAUGACCCGCGUCGCCCGCGGCUCCGGCACCUACGUGCGCGAGGUCGAGGACCUGCUGACCCAGCAGCGCAUGAUGGCCGGCAUGGCCAAGAAGAUGGGCGGCAACAUGAAGAACAUGCAGCGCGCCCAGCAGGCCAUGGCCGGCCCCAACAAGCAGCAGCAGCUCGCCGCGAUGCAGAAGCGACUGCAGAGCAUGGGUGGUGCCGGUGCCGGCGGCGGCGGCGGCGGCGGCGGCCUGGGCGGUAUGAUGCCGGACAUGGGCAGCCUCAUGAAAAUGCUGGGCGGUGGCGGCGGCGGCAUGCCCGACAUGGGCGGCAUGGACAUGCAGGCGAUGAUGCAGCAGAUGGGCAUGGGCAUGGGCGGCGGCGGCGGCUCGCCGGCAGCCGGCCGUGGUGGUCGCCGGAAGUAG
Messenger RNA from Sporothrix schenckii 1099-18, 1602 nucleotides. RefSeq names its product signal recognition particle subunit SRP54. The transcript has 2 exons. Gene Ontology annotation, cellular component: signal recognition particle, endoplasmic reticulum targeting; cytosol. Gene Ontology annotation, molecular function: GTPase activity; GTP binding; endoplasmic reticulum signal sequence receptor activity. The coding region runs from base 1 to 1602 and encodes 533 amino acids. NCBI's taxonomy places the organism in Eukaryota, Fungi, Ascomycota, Sordariomycetes, Ophiostomatales, Ophiostomataceae. Gene Ontology annotation, biological process: SRP-dependent cotranslational protein targeting to membrane; SRP-dependent cotranslational protein targeting to membrane, translocation. The record is from RefSeq and is a predicted model, not a curated record.